Molecule: messenger RNA, 2254 nt
Organism: Mirounga angustirostris (Northern elephant seal)
Lineage: Eukaryota; Metazoa; Chordata; Mammalia; Carnivora; Phocidae
Gene: PDZK1
Product: PDZ domain containing 1
Exons: 10
Coding region: 418-1977 (519 amino acids)
Biological process (GO): protein localization to plasma membrane
Cellular component (GO): apical plasma membrane
Molecular function (GO): protein-membrane adaptor activity; signaling receptor binding
Source: RefSeq, a predicted model, not a curated record
UAGAAAUUACUCUGUUCUACAGAUCUUUUAAGAUGACUUUUCCUGUGUCGACCCCUUAAUUUUUGAAACAACUCCUUCCGCCCCUUCCUCCUUCUCCCCAUUCAUCCUGCUCAGCCAGUGCCUGACACUCUUCAUGUCUCCAGCCCUACCCUCGAGCUCCUCUUACCCACCAACUCACGUUGGUCUAACAUUCCAGCUCUGCGCUCAUUAGUCUCUUGAGAAAUCGGCAGAUCCGGCGUUCUGGGUUCCUGUCCCCUCCCAGCAGCUGUCUUGGUGCCAUACAGCAGAAACUCCACAGGCCUCUCCUGACCAGCCCCAGCGAUUUGUCAGUUUGAGCCCACCUCAAACUGACAUUUUGGUGCAUAGCCUCAGAGUUCCCGAUUUGUCUUACUCUGCAGGAGAGAUUGGAGCUGAGAAAUGGCUUCCACCUUCCAUCCACGAGAAUGUGAGCUGUCUAAACAAGAAGGGCAAAGCUAUGGCUUCUUCCUGCGAAUUGAGAAGGACACUGCUGGCCACCUGGUCCGGGUAGUUGAGAAGGGUAGCCCAGCGGAGGAGGCGGGCCUCCAGGAUGGAGACCGAGUUCUUAGGAUCAAUGGUGUCUUUGUGGACAAGGAAGAGCAUAUGCAGGUUGUAGAUCUGGUCAGAAAGAGUGGGAAUUCAGUGACUUUACUAGUCCUGGAUGGGGAUUCCUAUGAGAAAGCAAUGAAAAAGCAGGUAGACUUGAAAGAGUUGGGUCAAAGUCAGAAAGAGCCGAGUGUGAAUGAUAAGAAACUGCCUGCUGUGAUGAACGAAGGAGCACAGACUUGGACUCAGCCACGGCUCUGCUAUUUGGUGAAGGAGGGGAACAGCUAUGGCUUCUCUCUGAAAACUGUCCAAGGUAAAAAGGGAGUGUACAUGAUGGAUAUAACGCCUCAAGGUGUGGCUAUGAAAGCUGGUGUCCUGGCUGGUGAUCACUUGAUUGAAGUGAACGGAGAGAAUGUCGAAGAUGCCAGCCAUGAGGAAGUGGUUGCCAAGGUGAAGAAAUCCGGAAGCCGAGUCGUGUUCCUGCUGGUGGACAAGGAGACUGACAAGCUCCAUGCUGAGCAGAAGAUAAAAUUCAGGAGAGAAACAGCCAGUUUGAAAUUGCUACCCCACCAGCCCCGGGUUGUGGAGAUGAAGAAGGGAAGCAAUGGCUAUGGUUUCUAUCUAAGGGCAGGCCCAGAACAGAAAGGUCAAGUCAUCAAGGACAUAGAUUCCGGAAGUCCAGCAGAGGAGGCUGGCUUGAAGAACAAUGACCUGUUAGUCGCUGUCAACGGCGAGUCUGUGGAAUCCCUGGAUCAUGACAGUGUGGUGGAAAUGAUUAGAAAGGGCGGAGAUCAGACUUCACUGCUGGUGGUGGACAAAGAGACGGACAACAUGUAUAGACUGGCUCAUUUUUCUCCAUUUCUCUACUAUCAAAGUCAAGAACUGCCUAAUGGUUCUGUCAAGGAGACUACAGCUCCUACACCUGCUCCUCUAGAGGUUUCAAGUCCAGAUACUACAGAGGAAGUAGGAGAUCAUAAGCCUAAGCUCUGCCGGCUGGUUAAAGGGGAAAACGGCUAUGGCUUUCGCUUAAAUGCGAUUCAGGGUCGGCCAGGCUCCUUCAUCAAAGAGGUACUGAAGGGCAGCCCUGCCGAGCUGGCAGGGCUGGAGGAUGAAGAUAUCAUCAUCGAAGUGAAUGGAGUGAACGUGGUGGAUGAACCCUAUGAGAAGUUGGUAGACAGAAUCCAGAGCAGUGGGGAGAAUGUCACACUCUUAGUCUGUGGAAAGAAAGCCUAUGAUUAUUUCCAGGCUAAGAAAAUCCCUAUUGUUUCCUCCAUGGCUGAUCCACUGGAUGCCCCCACUGAUUCCAAAGAAGAGACACUGGCAGAACCAGAGCACGACUCACACACAGCAAAAGAACGAGCGUACAGUACAGCCUCACAUUCUUCUUCCAAUUCUGAAGAUACAGAGAUGUGAUGAGAGCAACUAACGGCGUUGGCUGACAGCUGUUUCUGGGUGUUGAGUAGGGAUCCUUUCCCGAAGAAUGAGCUGCCACCCAUUCACUGUCUCUGGUAGAGAGGAACUCCUCUGGCAACCAGUUCAUCAUGGGGGACUGUCUUCUGUUGUCAUUUGCCUUGGGGGUGACUACUGCAAUAGAUGGCUUAUUUAUGGCCAACUUAAGGCGGGAACCACAUUCUUUUCACGUGAUUUCUUUCAAGCUUCAACUUCACUACAUUUCUCUAUGACGAUAUCU